AGAGCGGCGGCGACGGCCCUGGCGCUGGGCGCAGGAGGCCGGGGCUGCUCCUCGGCGGCCAGCGCCGCUGCGGCUCGGGGCUACAGGACGGCGGAGGAGGCGCCUUCUGAGCUCCGGAAGGUGCUGCCGAGGGGCAGCGAAGGGCCCUGGGGCCGUGCAGGCGCCGAGGUCCGGGCGGGCCUUCGGUCCUGACAGCCCGGUGCCAGGAUGCCCCACAAGAUUGGCUUCGUCGUCGUCAGCUCCUCUGGACAUGAAGACGGCUUCAGCGCCCGGGAGCUAAUGAUCCACGCGCCAACCGUCAGCGGGUGGAGGUCACCGAGGUUUUGCCAGUUUCCACAAGAAAUCGUUGUUCAGAUGGUGGAGAGGUGUCGGGUCAGGAAGCUGCAGCUGCUCGCCCACCAGUACAUGAUCGCCAGCAAGGUGGAGUUCUACAUCAGCGAGAGCCUGCCGGAGUACUUCGUGCCCUACCAGGCCGAGCGGUUCCGGAGACUCGGCUACGUCUCGCUCUGUGACAACGAGAAGACGGGCUGCAAAGCCCGGGAGCUGAAGUCCGUCUACGUGGAUGCGGUAGGACAGUUCCUGAAGCUGAUUUUUCACGAGAACCAUGUCAACAAGUACAACAUAUACAACCAGGUCGCUCUGGUUGCGGUGAAUAUCAUCGGAGACCCUGUGGAGUUUGGUGAUGAAAGCAACAUUUCCUCUAGAGAGAAGCUGAUUGACCAUUACCUGGGGCACAACAGUGAGGACCCAGCUCUGGAAGGAACUUGUACUGGGAAAUCUGACGAUAUUUCUCCGCUAGACGACUUAGCUUUUGACAUGUAUCAAGAUCCAGAAGUAGCCCAGAUCAUACGGAAAUUAGACGAGAGGAAACGUGAAGCUGUCCAAAAGGAGCGUUACGACUAUGCCAAGAGGCUAAAACAAGCUAUUGCUGAUUUGCAAAAGGUCGGGGAGCGGCUUGGGCGGUUCGAGGUGGAGAAGCGCUGUGCGGUGGAGAGGGAGGACUACGACCUGGCCAAGGAGAAGAAGCUGCAGAUGGAGGGGUUCCGCAGCCGGGUGUACGAGCAGCUGCAGCGGCACAGCCUCGUGGACACCGAGCCGAUGCGAAGGGCUUCUGACCUGCCCCUCCACCCCCUGGCUCACUCCACCAGUCCUCGCCACCCACAGCCAGUGCCAUCUCUACUGCAAGAAGAAAGUGCACCAGAAAGCCGGUUUGCAGAGCCUUGCCUUCAGGACAAGCCUCCAGCGCAUCCCCGGGGCCCUUCUCAGCACUCUGCAGUGGACCUCACACCGCCCGCCGCAGACCCCCAUCUCAAGACCCACCUCCCGUCUGUGCCCUACGAUGAGCGGCCCCUUCCUGCCUCGCGGAAGCAGCCGGCAGCGGCCGCCCUGGAACCAGAAAAGAGUGACACUGAUACCAGCGAGGCUCCCAGAGGAGGAGCCGCUGGAGAGCCGGAGCCCUUGACCGAGAAGGCCCUGAGGGAGGCCGGCCCCGCCGUGGAUGUGCUGGGAGAAAGCCUGGUCGCAGGGGCCUACUCCAGGACGUGGUCAUACCGGGAGGACGCCUUGCUCGCCCUGUACAAGCGGCUGACGGAGAUGCCCGCUGGGGCCCCGAAGGAGGAGCUGAAGAGCACACUGCGCGCCUCGGUCUUCCUCGUGAGAAGGGCCCUCAGGGACAUAGUGACCCCGGUUUUUCAGGCUUCUUUAAAAUUGUUGAAAAUGAUGAUUACGCAGUACAUUCCUAAGCACAAACUGAGUAAGCUUGAAACCGCUCACUGUGUGGAAAGAACCAUCCCCGUCCUGCUCCCCAGGACUGGAGACUCCUCGGCUCGCCUCCGAGUCGUUGCCUCGAAUUUUAUUCAGGAAAUGGCCUUGUUCAAGGAAGUCAAGUCUCUCCAGAUUAUCCCGUCGUACUUGGUGCAGCCGUUAAAAGCCAACACUUCGAACCACCUGGCCAUGAGCCAGAUAGGCCUCCUGGCCCGGCUUCUGAAAGACCUGGGCACCGGGGGCUCGGGCUUCUCCAUCGACAACGUGAUGAAGUUUUCAGUGAGCGCCCUGGAGCACAGAGUGUAUGAGGUCCGCGAGGCCGCGGUUGGAGUCGUUUUGGACAUGUAUAAGCAGCACCGGGCUCUUAUUCUGGAGUACCUCCCUCCGGAUGACAACACCACGCGCAAGAAUGUUCUCUAUAAAACAAUUUUUGAGGGAUUUGCUAAAAUCGAUGGCAGACCUACAGAUGCUGAAAUUAGGGCACAGAAGAAAGCAGCUACAGAAGAAGCCGAAAAACGAAAGAAAGAAGAGAUUAAAGCUUUGCAAGGGCAGUUGGCCGCGCUCAAGGACACUGAGGCCGAAGCCCAGGGGAAAGGAGCGCCCCCGGUGGAGGCGGACAGUCAGGACACACAAGGAGGGAAAGCAGCACCUCCGCCGGCUCCAGAAGGCCCAGAUCAUCACUACUUGGAUAACCUGUGCAUCUUCUGUGGGGAGAGGAGCGAGGCCUUCACAGAGGAGGGGCUGGACCUGCACUACUGGAAGCACUGUCUCAUGCUGACAAGGUGCGCCCACUGCAAACAGGUGGUGGAGAUCUCCGGCCUGACGGAGCACUUGCUGACGGAGUGCGACAGGAAAGACGGGUUUGGGAAGUGUUACCGCUGCAGUGAGGCCGUGCUGAAGGAAGAGCUGCCCAGACACAUAAAAACGAAAGAGUGUAACCCUGCCAAACCAGAGAAGCUGGCAAACCGGUGUCCGCUGUGCCAUGAGAACUUCUCCCCGGGAGAGGAGGCGUGGAAAGCUCACCUCAUGGGCCCGGCGGGCUGCACGAUGAACCUGCGUAAGACCCACGUGCUGCACAGGGCACCCGCUCUGCCGCCAGCAGGCAAAGGCCCAGCCGUGGCCAAGUCAGGGACCUCGGGAUCAAAGGUCGGAAGCAAGAUCCCUACCCCAAAGGGACUGAACAAAAGCUCCGGGAGGACGUACACGAAGCGGUGACAUGAUGCGCGUCUCCUCUGUCCCCGCGAGGAGCGGAGCAAGUUUCCUGACUGUGAACCAUUUCUGCUAAAAUCCGCCCUUGGAUAUGGAGAACCGUCCCC
Lontra canadensis (Northern American river otter) is the source of this 3080-nucleotide messenger RNA. RefSeq names its product centrosomal protein 104 (gene CEP104). The transcript has 22 exons. Gene Ontology annotation, cellular component: cilium. The record is from RefSeq and is a predicted model, not a curated record. Bases 208 to 2979 code for a protein of 923 amino acids. NCBI's taxonomy places the organism in Eukaryota, Metazoa, Chordata, Mammalia, Carnivora, Mustelidae.